This is a messenger RNA of Gymnodraco acuticeps, 1574 nucleotides long. Its product is annotated as homeobox protein goosecoid-like. The record is from RefSeq and is a predicted model, not a curated record. Gene Ontology annotation, biological process: regulation of transcription by RNA polymerase II. NCBI's taxonomy places the organism in Eukaryota, Metazoa, Chordata, Actinopteri, Perciformes, Bathydraconidae. The transcript is spliced from 3 exons. The coding region runs from base 1 to 648 and encodes 215 amino acids. Gene Ontology annotation, molecular function: RNA polymerase II transcription regulatory region sequence-specific DNA binding; DNA-binding transcription factor activity, RNA polymerase II-specific.
AUGUCCGGAACCAGAGUGUCAGAUUUCAGCAUCGAGCGCAUCCUCUCCCCUCAGCUAGGACUCAAGCCGACAAUAAGAGACUUUUCCCCGGAUCCCUUCCUCCAGUGGAUGACCGGGCAGGAAUCCUCUGGGGAUAUCACAUCACCACCGGUAUCGAUCCCGGUCCAAUACCUGGCUCCAGGCUGCAUUCAGUACCGAGGAGUCCACUGUGGAGACGCGUUUUACCCGCAUGAAGCCGCGUAUCAUCCCGCAGAUUUCAGCAGCUUUUAUCCAAACUCCACGGUUCAUUUCCACUUCAGCAGCCAGGACCCCGCAGCAGAUGCUCAGCAGUUCCCAGGCUACCACGGAUACCAUGGUUACCAUCAGAAUGGGGUGUCCGCGCAGUCUCAGUCGCGUCAGAAGACCCGGUUGAGGACGGUGUUCACCAACAGUCAGACCAAAAGGCUCGAGGCGCUGCACGAGCACACCGACUAUCCGGCGGUGGACGUGCGAGCUGAGGUCGCGAGGAGGACCGGGCUGAGCGAGGAGACUGUCAGGGUGUGGUUUAAGAACCGCAGAGCUCGAAGGAGGAGACGGCAGCGCAGCGGGUCAAAGGUCGAAUCCCCGUCUCUAGGGAAGGAGAACACGUUCUUCACCUCCUUCCUCUGAACCCUGUACACCUUGUGACUUCCCGAUUUUCAUUGAGCAAGCGCGAGUUGUUCCUCCAUAUUGGACCGCUACGUACAGCAACCCAAGUGGGACAUUUGACAAAGCGGUGUUUGGCAAAGAAGACAAAAAAAACAACCACAUUAAUCUUUGUCUUUAUUCGGAUCCCCAUUAGCACGAGCAUGAGCAUUGGCUAUUCUCCCUCCCUCACACACACACAACAUACAUAACAACAUUCUGAACGAGAGAGAUGAGUUAUUGUUGUAACAACGUCAUCUCCCGAUUAUUUGAGAAGAAGUUCUUUUAGUGGUUUAAGUACAUCCUUAGAAUAAGUGAGAAAUGGAUUGAACUUGUUUGACAGCCUUCACACUGGAAGGAUAAGAAACUCUAAAUGUAUGUAAUCAUUUAUGGCAUUCAUAAUUCAUAUCUAAUACUUAACUGUGAAUUGUUUUCAUUUAAAUGUUUCGUCUGGCGUAACUUUUUCUAUUGAGAUUCCUGGAAAAGGGAAAUUACUUUUCAUAAAAAAAGUUGAUUCAAGAACAAAACUCUGCUAUUAGAUCAGUACGGACGUGAAAUGUCCUGUUUGGCUUGCCGUACAUAGCUGUUCAAUAUAGCUGUUCAAUAUAGCUGUUCAAUAUAGCUGUUCAAUAUAGCUGUUCAAUAUAGCAGACCAACUCGCGCAGAUGUACAAAUCGGGUAGUCACAUACCUUCCUCCUGAGGUCAGAGAUCAAACUCCUCCUGAGGUCAAAGGUCAUCUGACUGCAGAGGUUAUGAACUGUGAUGAUGCAUUCAGGUGCAGCUGGGGAAAUCACCAGAUACACCUGAGACUGGAUUAAAGAGACGUGUGGGUUAAGAUGCAGUUUAGUCUCUCUGGAGUGACUUUUUAAAUUAUUUUGUAUUUUUAUUAUGUAAUUUAUUGGAACCUGUG